Molecule: messenger RNA, 2466 nt
Organism: Effrenium voratum
Lineage: Eukaryota; Dinophyceae; Suessiales; Symbiodiniaceae
Source: the annotation of a GenBank genome assembly
AUGGGGUGUGUGGCUGGCAAGGUGCCAGCAAAGCCCAAGAGGUCUUCGAGCAGGAGCAGCACCGCCGCCAGCGACGAGCGGGACCUUUUGCUGGGCGAUGAGGAGGCUGCAAAGACGCCCAAGCGAAAAAGCAUCCUGGUCGAGGCCUCGCAGAAGCUGAAAGCCAAGUCUGGCAACCCAGAGGUGCAGAAGAUCAUCGACCUGAUCGAGAACGGCGAGGACUUUCACGUCAAUCGCUGGCGCUGCCUUGAGAUGCCCGACCGAGCGUACUAUACGCUUGGGCCCUUCGCGCAUUUGGAGCUGCAUAUGGUGGAGGCGCGGCGUCUCAUCCCCAGCGUAGCUGGUGUCGUGGAGAGAAAUUUCGGCGAUGAGCCAGAUGCAUUCGUCCGUGUCUACAUUGAUGAUUGCCUCCAGUAUGGCUCCAGACCCGUUAUGAACUGUCGCCAGCCCAAGUGGGACGACAAGCAGCGGUUUGACAUUGUGUCCGAUCACUCCUUUGUGCGAGUGCACGUAUACGACACCGACUCCCGGGACUGCAUGUCUUCAGUGGACCCCUUGGGCUUUGUGGAGUUCUGCAUUUCGGACAUCCCUUUUGACCAGGAGAUCGAUGGCUGGUUCGAGCUGCGCUUCGCGCAGAAUCUGCAGGGUGCCAACCUCGAACGCUACGCCAUGCACGCGGAGAGACGAGAGGAGGAGCUCCGAUUUGAUACACGCGAGCUCAUUGGCUCAGGUGACAAAGCCCAAGACUCAGAGGAAGAGGACAAUGACAACCAGAAGUCCCACGAUGUUGACUACUGGAAGCGCGAGGGCAAGGUGCCGGCCUCCCUGGCGCACCGCGUCAUGAAGCGCGUGCGCGGCGGCUUGCGCGCCAUCCAGGGCGGCAGCCUGGAAGACGACAGCGUCCAGUACAACGCCGGGGAGAUCCGUCUCCGGCUGAAGCUGACGCAGGUGGUCCCAGGAGGUUUGGAUGGCACCUUCGCAAAGGCGCUUCACCCCUCGUACUUCACCUACGCCACCUUUGUGCAGGAGGAGUAUUUGCCACAGCUGGACACACAAGAUCUUGUGGACCACGCCACAGACAUCAAGAUCCUGCUACUUGAUGACAUGCUCUUCGCGCUGAUCGCCUUCUGCAGCUACAUCGUGGCCUGGAAGUCCUUCCUGCUCUCGGGGCUGCUUUUGGCCGCGGUUGUGGCCUGCUUCAUCAGCGAGCUGCUGACGGUGGGCAUCCUCUACUUCUGGAUGGGUCUCGUGCUGCUCAUCAUGGCAAAGGAGAGGUGGCGCCACGAAAUGACCACCAACGGUCUCAACGCCUCGCUGGACCAAGAAGGCCUGGAGCUCGUCGCGUCCUGGAACGACACCUCGGAGAUGCACAGCUUCCUCAUGAGACUCGUGGACGCUCAGAGCGGACAGAUCACCGGAAUGCAGGAGCUGGUGCACCUGGCGGGCACAGUGGCGGUGGGACGCGGGGAGCUGGAGAUCACCUUCGACCAGCUGGUGGAGGCCAUGCACGACCUGUGGUUCAUCGACAUGCCGCAGAAGCCCCAGGUGAAGAAGAAGUCCUUAGUGCGUGUGGACAAGCGCAAGGGCACAGUGACCAGUGUGAGGGGCAGGAAUGUGUGGGUGGAGUUCGAUGAUGAUGACUCGGAAAAGCACAAGCUGCCAGAAGUUGGCGCAAAGGCAGACGGGGUCUUCGACAUCGACAAGGUGCAGCUGCGAACGACACCCCCGGCUGUGCCUAGGAUGUUGGUGCCCAGAAGCCUGCAGGGCGCAGUGGCACAACUGCAGUACCACGUGAACAAUUUCUAUGCGGACAUUGUGCCGUGGGUGCAGUUCCUCCAGGACCUUAUGGCCUGGCGAAAGCCCGUGCAGAUGUGGUUCAUCAUCCUCCUCGUCUUCGGCCGCUCCUUGCUGGCCUUCUACAGCCACUUCCAGCCUGAGAGUUGGCUCCACGAGAUGGACGCGGUCUUCAAAUCCAUCAGGAUGUUCCUGGUUGCCCUGGUGCUGAUCUCCAUCCUUUUCUGCAAAGCCCGGGGGGUGCGCGUGGUUGCAGGCCCUGCGGUGCCGGCGUUGCCCUGGACGGAUCAGGUUCACUUUGGAGCCUUCGAGGGUACCGGCGGAAAGCAGACGAGCCGUACCGGCAGUCGGAUUCUCAGUCUCAGCUCCUUCAUGCAAAAACGAGGCCGCGCUGUUUUCGUGGGGCCGAGGCUGGCUGAUGCCGCCCGCCUGCGGGAUGUGGGCGGCUUUACAGACGUGCAGGUGGAGCUGCGCAAGGGCCUGGCCCAUGAGGGUCCGCUGCCCAAUGCACCAAGCGUUUUGCCAAGGAGCGAUUCCAAGGAUAGUCAGACGUUGCGACGUGCCAAGAGCUUUGCGAAGGCAGAGAAGGAGUGCCCGGAUCUGCUCUUCGUGCAGCGACACCUGCCCAACAUGGUGGACUUCUCAUCAGUUGCCGUGCCGGAGACCUGCUGA